Messenger RNA from Vigna angularis (adzuki bean), 8389 nucleotides. RefSeq lists its product as uncharacterized. The record is from RefSeq and is a predicted model, not a curated record. Gene Ontology annotation, molecular function: nucleic acid binding; zinc ion binding. The transcript is spliced from 2 exons. Bases 5293 to 6090 code for a protein of 265 amino acids. Lineage: Eukaryota; Viridiplantae; Streptophyta; Magnoliopsida; Fabales; Fabaceae.
AAUAUACUAUUUUACUUUAUUUUCUUAUAAAGUACAGUUUCGAGUAUAUUUUUUACAUAGGAUAUUUUUUUAUUCUGAUCUGCGACGGCACAUCCUCAUUUUGCACAUGUGCUUUGUGAUAGUAUACCGUAUAUGAUAAUAAAUGCCUGCUCUGAUAGGUCAAUACAUUGUGAGAUAAAAUGUCAGUCGGGUCAACCGUUUUAAAAGCAAGUUAUUGCUGUUAUUAUUAUUUUUUACUUCUUUGUCUUCUACUCUUAUGUUUCAAUAAGUUUAUAGAUUUUGAAAAUAUGUAAUUUGGUAAGCAUUCUAUGAUAUUUAUGAGUACGAUAUUAUUCUAGUAAAAAUACGUGAGAUACUAGCAUGUGUAUAGAUUAAGGAGUGAAAAAGAAAAAGAAAAAGUGAACGGAAAAAGUGAAGUUUUUCUUAUUAGGAAAAAGCAAAAAUUAUUUUAAUGGGUGUAUCUUAUUAGUAAAAUAUGAUAAAUUAAAAUUUUUGUAAUGUGAUUUGGAAGUAUUUGUGUCAGUAAUUUCACUUAACAAGAAUUUUAUGAAAUUUUUGUUUUUAAUAGAUAUAUAAAAGGUUUUAGUUAUUGAAACUUAGAAUAUGUCUCUCUGACUUUUUUUUGUGUUCUUCUUUUGUACAAAAGAUUUUAUUUCCAUUUUCUUGAGACUUUGAAAAUUUAAUGUUGGGUUGUAUUCAUGAUCUUUCUAUUCUAUGGUAAUUGUAAGCAAUUUUUUCAAGAACAAUAUUGAUGCACUUUUAUCUUUAGAUAAUAUAUAGAAUGUUGAUUUCUAUUAUGAUUUUUCUAAUCAAAUGUUAGUGGAAAGGUCAAAAUUUACUUUUAUUACUAAGGUGAAAUAUGAGAACUUAACUUUAUUUUGUUCAAAUUAUAAAGUAUUAGUUAUGAUCUAACUUUAUGAUUUAUAUAACAUUAUUGUUUUAAGGUAGUUGGUACAAUGGAAUUUAUGCUUUAGUUUUUUAUGGUGUAAUUUAUUGUGGUAUAACCAAUUGUUAGAGGUUAAUAAUGAUAAUAUUUGUGUUAUAAAUCAUAUGUCUUGUUUUAAUAGUGGCAUAUUAAUAAAAUUUGUUUUCUUUGAUUAUAUGUCUUGUUUUAAGGAUGUUACUCCCAUCCAUUAUAAAUAGUUUGUAAGAUUUUAACCAAUUAGAUUUAAACAAUUUUUAAUCUUUGGUAUUUACUUUCUCCACCCUCUCAAUCACGAAACCUAUCAAAUAUGUGAAAUACUAAACUAUUUUUUACUUUUUUAUUUUAACUUUAAUUUUUCAUUGUUGUAUCUUCAUGUUGCAUCUUCUUCCAAGUCUUGUCCAUUUAAUGUGGUUAGUAUGAAAGAUUUGGAAAAGAGAUUUUGUGUCUCUUGAAUACUGAUAAGAUUUUGAGAUGAGUGUUAGUGAGUAGCGAAUAAGAGUGAAAAGCGGUUAAAUGAGAUGCUUAGGGUUUCGCGGAGGAGAGAAAGAGAGCUUUGGGCUUUGAUAGAAAGGGAAUAGCUUGAUUGACACACAUAAGAUUUUGGCAAAUAGGAGAGAGAUAGAGGGUUUCGGCUUUAGAGAUCCAAGACAACUUCUAGAGAUGGGCUUACUACUUAGACACACCUAAUGCAUGGAUGCAUUUGUUUGAUAGAGGAUUUAUCUUAGAUGAUGCAACAGUAUGACGUCCUUGUGGACUAUAUGUCCUAGACGAUUGACUCUCUAAAACACUAUAUGAACACACUAAACAUCAAGAAUCAAAAUUCAUUCAAAAUUUCUCAUACCAAUAAGGUUAUUAGACGGUUAAGUCUAUCUUCAAGUAAUGGUUUAAUGAAGAUGUCAGUAAGCUGAUCUUCUAUAUUUACAUGUUGUAAAUCCAUGGUACCCUUGUUAAAAUGAUCACGUAUGAAGUGAUGCUUGACCUCAAUAUGCUUAGCGCGUGAAUGUAAUGUAGGAUUCUUAGAUAAACCAAUUGCAACAUUAUUAUCACAAUAGAUAGGAAUCGUACCUUGAAUAUGAUUUUAGUCUUCUAGAUGAUUCCUGAUCCACAAGAGUUGAGAACAAUAAUGUGCAUCAUAUAUAUACUCAGCUUCAACAGUUGAUAGUAGAAUUGUGUUUUGCUUCUUGCUCAACCACCAUAGUAUGUUUCUUUUAAUGAAGUGGCAGCCUCCAUUUGUACUUUUCUGUCCAACCACGAUACGAGGUUUUGUUGAAACAUUUUUCCAUUGCGCAAAAAGUCAACAAACUAGAUUCCACACUAAUGUAAAGUAAAGUAAAGUCCUAUUAUUAUUUACUAAUUAUUAUCUAAAUUAGGUGGAAACAUUUAAUGAAAGAAAUGAAAUUUUAAAAGGAAAAGAAAACAAGCUAAAAUCUGUUUAAAGGAAGAAAUAAAAUGAAAUGAAAUAAAAGAAAAUAAAAUAAAAAUCUAAACUACCUAAAACAGAAACAUAACCUAAUUACUAUAACUAGUAUGAUCUAAAGAUGUACAAGACACUAAACAUGCAUGAUACAAUCUAAAAAACACUUAAGUGCUAACCGGAUUAAUCAAAUAGUGAAAGAAUCUUUAAAACAAAAAUAUGAGCAUAAGGAAAACUUGAUUUUAAAAGAACACAUUCAUAGGAGAUCUACCUAAACUAAAAUUAACCUACAAAUCAUUCAACAAAUGUAAAGAAAUUAACGAAGGAGGCUAAAGACAUACACAAAACUGAAUUCAUAGGUAAAUGCACAUUGAAUUGGAUGAAAAAAAUGCUAAGAGUGCUUAGGAAUAUGUCCUGUUGAGUUUGAAACCCACGUUGGGGUGUUCUUGUUCAAUUUUCAGAACUUGUAUUGACUCUUUCCACUUAUUCAUUCAAUCAAUGUUCAUAAACCUAUUGAUCAAACAACAUUACUCUCACAUUAAACUAAAAUCAACAUUAAUGAAACUAAACAUCUUAAUCCUAAUAUGUUAGAUUUAAGAACACCAAUUAAUGCAAACCAAAAUGAACAAAACAACAUCUAACUCCUACACAUUGCAAUCAAAAUGAAAAUAUUAUUUGACUACUCUCAACUAGAUCAAUAGGAACUAUCUAAAUACAACUAGUACACUCUAAACUAAGGAAACUAAAACUUAAUCUUUACAAAUUGCUCCCCUUUUUCCCUUUCUUUCUUUUUUUAACCUUGUCUUGUAUUUUGUCUUAUUUUUCAUUAAUAAUUCCAAGCUCUUCUUCUAAGGAAGCAAGAUAGUUUUUCCUUUCAACGCUUUCUUUUUCUUUUUCGUAGGGUUUCUUACUUUUGCCAAAUUUUAGUGAUUUUAUUUCUUUGGCCAUAUAUUUUAAACUUGGUUGGGUCUCUUCAAUAGAAUUAUUGCCAAUUUCAUAAGAAGGAUUCAUAGACAUUCUUAAAGUUUUCAAAAAAAGAUGCUAUGCAUAAACACAUUACUUAGUGUUUCAGAGGGAGUUCCUUAAGAGACUUAAUGAUGCAAAAAAUACUCAAGUUCACUUCCAAGAAAGGGAGGUUUAUCACAAUGGAUUCCUUAAGAACCAAGUCUUUUGUAGCCAAGGUUUCCCGCAAGUUCUCUUGAACCAAACUUCUCAAAGGGAAAAAACUUAAAAUAAAAGUAGACAGGCAUUAAGCUAUAAUAAUUAAGGAAAGCAGGUAAACUAAGCUAUGUGACCAAAGGGUUAGGUUAGAAGGAACUUUGGAUCCCUCAAACUUACCAACUAAGAGAUUAAAAUUACUAUGUUUUUAUAGGUUCUCGUUAGGACAUGAGAUUGAGCACCAAAGAUUCCCUCAAGACACCUAAAAAGAUUGAAUUAUAAGUCAAAGAAAUACACACAAACUUGUUCUUCCUUCCAAGUGUUUCUCUCACUUUCUUCUUAGCUACCACUCAACACUUUCAAGCUCCCACAAGGUCUCUACCACCUAGGAUGCUACCUCAAGAUAUUGGUUUUCCUUAAAGAGAACCUAGACCACAAGGAAAACACCAAAAACCGAGAAAGAGAACCAUGGAAAAAGCAAGAAAAUAUCUUAAAACAAUAAAGGGAUUUUUAAAAGGAGUUUGUGUAUGAGAAAACCCAGAAAACCAAAGAAGACAAAUGAGAAAUUAAAUGGUAAGAAAAGAAGGUUAAGCACUCAAAAAGAUUACCUAAGGAAAUGUACUAGAGUAAAUGGACAAAACCAAAAAUUACUAUAAUAGAAAUUAAUGCUUAUUGUCUUUGGCAAGCUUUGUGAAAAUGGGACACUAAAGCCACUCUUUUAACACCAAAUUCCAAGAGUGUGAGUUGUUGGGCAGUGCCCAAAAUUCACAAAACAGAGAGCAAAAGUACUGUUACCAAUAAGGAGUAUUGGUAAAUCUUGAAGAAAUUUGUUUUGAUGAUGCUACAAGAAGUUUUAGUUGCAGAAGAUAUUAGAAUUAGUUAAAAGCAAUUUGUAGAAAUUAAAUGUAGUAGGAAAUUCUUGUAAACCUUGUAAACUUGCAUUUUUAACUGCAAUAAUCGAUUAUGAUUAAGCAAUAAUCGAUUAUCACAAGUCUUACUUGAAUAAUCGAUUAUCACUUCAUAUAAUCGAUUAUCACAUUUUUGAAAACCUGUAACGGACUUGAAUAAUCGAUUAUCACUUACAAUAAUCUAUUAUUCAUGGCAGUUGGGAGCUGAUCUUUGGCACUCAGUGUACUUGGCUAUAUAUUUUGUUUUGGAGAAAUUAAAAAAAAACGUUGUUGAACAGAAGCUCUUGCAGAAUACUGUUUGUCAGAGGAAGUUCUCAGAAGCUAUAGUUCAAGUUCCCUUGCUUGGUCUCGUGAACAGGAGAGGCUCGUGUGUUGUGUGUCGAUAGUCGGAGCAAGCUCUCUUCGAGUUAGCAAGGUGCUUUGCCUGGUCUCGUGAAUAGGAGAAGCUCGCGUUUCGUUUGUCGAUAGUCGGAGCGGUUCUCUUCGAGUUGGCAGAGUGUUCUUCUUCCGGUUCGUUCGUCGAAGGAAGGUUUAUUUAUCUGCUUUAUUCACUAUUUGUUGUAAUUUGUGAAACCAUUUUUAGUGAAAAAGGUUAAUCACUAUUUAUAGUGAUUAACGACUGGACGUAGAAUCUUUUGAUUCGAACCAGGAUAAAAAUUAUGUGUUGAUCUUCUUAUUCCCUACACUCAUUUUAUUGUACGUACAUCAACUGUUUGAUUAAUUUUCUGAAAGAAAAUUAUCUUUACUAAAACGGACCAUUAAACUUGAUUUGUGACCGUAACACGCUUUCUAAGUAUUUUAUUCCGCUGCGCGACUCUAUAACGGUACCGAUUGUUCCAACAAUUGGUAUCAGAGCUUGCUUUGAUAGUUUUUCAAAAUUUGCGAAAAUGGCUGGUCACAAUCAAAACCAUGUAUAUGCUGAGGGUGCUUCCAUUAACAGACCUCCAUUGUUUACUGGUGAUAACUAUGCUUUUUGGAAAGUGAGAAUGGAGAUUUUUAUGGGGUCUGUUGAUAGAGGUAUCUGGGAAGCCGUACAAAAUGGUCCUUACAUUCCUAAAAGUACAGUUGAUGGUGUAGAAAUAGAAAAAUCAUAUUUUGACUGGACUGUUGAGGAAAAUAGAAGAGCCCAAUUUGAUAUUAAGGCUCGAAAUAUAAUUUUAUCUGCACUAACCAUUGAUGAUUUUUUCAAAGUAUCUGUUUAUAAAAGUGCUCAGGAAAUGUGGAAAUUUUUAAGAGUCACUCAUGAUGAAGUAUCGAAUGUGGCUAAGUUGACUUGUUCGAAUUCAUGCUCUACAUCAAACUCCUCAAGCUCAAGCGAUUCUAGUAAGCAAGAAAAUUUAUGCUUGAUGGCCAACGUUAAAUCAUCUGACAGCCAAAUCUUGAAGGAAAAGAAGGACUAUCAAGGUUCCUCUUCAAGUUUCAAAUGUUAUGGAUGUGGUGAAAGAGGCCAUGUGAAAGCUUAUUGUUCAAGCAACAAAAGAAGUAAAGAAAGAAAAGAAAAGAAAAUUCACAAGAAGAAGAAGGUUCACAUUGCUUGGGAGGAUAAUGCAUCAACCACCUCUAGUUCAAGUGAUUCUGUUGAAGAAGCCAACUUGUGUUUGACGGUUAAUAUUAAUGACACUACAAGCCAAGUUAAGUUCUCAAAAGGAGAGGAGAGAUCCAUGGUAUUAUGCUUUCGGAAAUAAUGAUCUAAGAGCAGGAAGUGAAUCCAUCAAAUGGCAUUCAAAGCCUUGGUUCGAACUCCAUGUGAUUGAGCUAAGUGUUGUUUGAAUUGUGUUAUUGCACUUUGUUCUGGUUAUCUUUCUAAUUUUCCAUUAUUUGAUUACUGUUAUAUUCAUUUAAAUGAGUUGGUUGAUAGAUUUUCAUUGGCAUUUUUAGAUAAUUAAGUUAUUUGAUGAUUGAAUUGGCAUUUCCGUUUCAAAGAUGUUUUCUGUGGAGAUCUAUUUAUAUGCAUGCCAUAUGAGCUAUGAUUUGCUCCGCAUAAAGCUUGAUUACAAAUUGUGAAAAUCACUGUAGAAUAGUCUUUAAAAGCAGUUGUCAAAACUGCAUUUCCUUGUUUGAGUCAAUUUUCCAGUUUUAAAUUCUGGUUUGCCAAUAUUUCAUGGAUAAAAUCCAUUGAACCAAGAUAAACAAUGUUAUUGAAUUAAAUCUGAUUACUGCAUAUUGAUGUUUUAAUUUUUAUAUAUGUUGUUUUAUAUGCAGAGUUGAAUUCAUUGGGUUGAACAGAUUGGGAUAUGAGAGUGCAUGAAUCAUAGCUGUUGUUUUGAAAGUUGUAAAUUGUGUUGUCAAAGUUAGUUUUUUGAACUGAUUGUGCUAGCUGAAAUGCUUUCAUAUCAAACCUGUAGCAGCUGUGAUAAUUUCCAUUUAAGCUACUGUUGCAUUCAUUUUAGUUUAUAAAUUGGUUGCUUAAUCAUUGAUAUCUUAAUUGUUUGAAAAGUGGUUGUUGAUUUCGUGGGUUAAUUGAGUAUGCUAAAAGUUAAAUUUGAAUUGCAUAUUUAAGGGGGUAUCUUUACUUUAUGAACUUAGAAGAGAGGUUGGAGUGUUAGACAUAUCUUAGAAUCAAAAUCUAUGCAAAUUUUUGCAUUUUUCGUAAACUUAACGCUUCAUAAUCGAUUAUCAUCAAGUCAUAAUCGAUUAUUCAUGCAUCAAAUUCAAUUCUGGAAAAUCUUGAGCAGAUAAUCGAUUAUCAUUAUGCAUAAUCGAUUAUCAUGCAAUUCUGGGCAGAAUUAUUGAACUGAUAAUCGAUUAUCACGAGCCAUAAUCGAUUAUCGCGCUGACAGUUUCAAAAAUAGAGCCGUUGGAGCAUCCCAUAACAGCUAUAAACGACCAUAAACAUCUAAGUUUGAUUGUUAUGUUAUUUUCUUUAUGGUAUUUAGUUUCUUAAUCUUUAUGAAUUUCAUGUACUUCCUUUCUGUUCUUAAUAUAAUGAGCUUUUAUUUUUUGCAUAUAUUCCAUUUUUGAGGGGGAGCUCAUAUUAAGGGGGAGGUUAUUACAUUAUUCUUUUUGCUUAUGAUCAAAAAGGGGGAGAAAAAUAAUACAAGGGGAGAAGUAUAAAUUAUUACAGGUAUUGCUAACCUUGUUGUUGUUUGUUAGCUUGUAUGUUUUGCAGGUAAGCCAAACUUGCUUUUAAAAUUGAAUUUUUGAUCAUCAUCAAAAAGGGGGAGAUUGUUACCAAUAAGGAGUAUUGGUAAAUCUUGAAGAAAUUUGUUUUGAUGAUGCUACAAGAAGUUUUAGUUGCAGAAGAUAUUAGAAUUAGUUAAAAGCAAUUUGUAGAAAUUAAAUGUAGUAGGAAAUUCUUGUAAACCUUGUAAACUUGCAUUUUUAACUGCAAUAAUCGAUUAUGAUUAAGCAAUAAUCGAUUAUCACAAGUCUUACUUGAAUAAUCGAUUAUCACUUCAUAUAAUCGAUUAUCACAUUUUUGAAAACCUGUAACGGACUUGAAUAAUCGAUUAUCACUUACAAUAAUCUAUUAUUCAUGGCAGUUGGGAGCUGAUCUUUGGCACUCAGUGUACUUGGCUAUAUAUUUUGUUUUGGAGAAAUUAAAAAAAAAACGUUGUUGAACAGAAGCUCUUGCAGAAUACUGUUUGUCAGAGGAAGUUCUCAGAAGCUAUAGUUCAAGUUCUCUUGCUUGGUCUCGUGAACAGGAGAGGCUCGUGUGUCGUGUGUCGAUAGUCGGAGCAAGCUCUCUUCGAGUUAGCAAGGUGCUUUGCCUGGUCUCGUGAAUAGGAGAAGCUCGCGUUUCGUUUGUCGAUAGUCGGAGCGGUUCUCUUCGAGUUGGCAGAGUGUUCUUCUUCCGGUUCGUUCGUCGAAGGAAGGUUUAUUUAUCUGCUUUAUUCACUAUUUGUUGUAAUUUGUGAAACCAUUUUUAGUGAAAAAGGUUAAUCACUAUUUAUAGUGAUUAACGACUGGACGUAGAAUCUUUUGAUUCGAACCAGGAUAAAAAUUAUGUGUUGAUCUUCUUAUUCCCUACACUCAUUUUAUUGU